This is a messenger RNA of Spizellomyces punctatus DAOM BR117, 1254 nucleotides long. RefSeq lists its product as uncharacterized. The record is from RefSeq and is a predicted model, not a curated record. Gene Ontology annotation, molecular function: protein binding. Bases 1 to 1254 code for a protein of 417 amino acids. The transcript has 4 exons. Lineage: Eukaryota; Fungi; Chytridiomycota; Chytridiomycetes; Spizellomycetales; Spizellomycetaceae.
AUGCACCUUUUGCGUGGGACGAGAGUGGAAAGCCAUGUUAUCUAUCUCCUACUUGAAGAAAGGAGGGAAAAACUAUUACGUCGUGUUGGAACCGUUUGGGAAGUCGUGAAGAAUCGCGUCGUGACGUUAGGUGAUCCCGCAGGUGGCCAACCGCUUGCUAAGGUAAUUCACGAAAGUUCGAAGUCAUCGCUCCAAAACUUGGAGGCAUCUACAUCAUAUUCCUUCAAUCAACCCGCUGGGCUACCUUAUAAAUCUACUCGCCCGAUAACCCAAUAUUUCGCCGGACAGUGGGCGACUACCACGAAUUCACUUGUCGAUGGUUCGUUGAGGGACGUAAACUUGUCUACUAUUUUGAGCAAUGUCGCACAAACUGUUCCCUCGAAGGAGUCACUUGGUAUUCAGAAGCAUGCAGAUCGUGAGGAUUCGGGAAUGGGCCUGGAAGAACAACCCUCGGUAAUUGAGGAAGUUCGAUCGGUCGUUAAUAGUGUCCCGGUGCAAACUUCAGGUACAAAAGAAAUCCCACCCGCCACGGAAAAUCACAACUCUCCAGUGCCCGGAGCAUGCACCGGGACUACCCGCCAAUCAAAACCGGUGGAGAUCGUGGAAGGGUUGGAUGUGAUAGCAGAUGUCCACGAUGCACAGGUCUCUAAUUAUUUGGGUCUCUGUGCACUGAAAUUGGAAAGAGAGCAUGGGCAGAAGAAGAAGCAGAAAAAGGAGAUGGCUGUUACCCCAGCUGUGGAAUUUUUUGAAUCCGCUGCUGAACGAGACUCGGCAUCAGCUGCCUAUAAUGCUGGUCUUUGCCAUGAAUAUGCAAUUGGAGGAGUUAAACGCGUGGAUUCAGUGCGCGCGGUGGUGCUGUACCGUCAAGCCGCCGUCGCGGGCCACAAGGCCGCGCAAUACAACUUGGGAAUCCUUCUACAUCCUCUCAAUCUCGCCCAGGAGUGUAUGCGACGCGAAGACGAUCAACUCACCGCGUAUGUAACCGCAGCUAAGGGUGGCUCGCGACUUGCGGCAUAUAAUGCGGGCGUUAUUUGUGAAAGGAGAGGGGAUAUUGGACGUGCAAUCCAUUGGUACAAGAUGGCGACAAAUUCUGCAGAUGUGGACAUUCAGAGAGAUGCCCACUACAAUAUCGGUGUUUUGCUGAGGCACACGGAUGCGGUAGAUGCAAUUAAACACUUGAAGGCAGCAUCAAGACUAGGAGACACCGAAGCACGUGCCUGCCUGAAAGAAAUGGGACAGCUACAUAAAUUAUAG